Molecule: messenger RNA, 1990 nt
Organism: Cricetulus griseus (Chinese hamster)
Lineage: Eukaryota; Metazoa; Chordata; Mammalia; Rodentia; Cricetidae
Source: RefSeq, a predicted model, not a curated record
GUACUGGACAUCACUGAGCAAUCUGGUGGCAUCGCUGCUCAACUCCAUCCGUUCCAUUGCCUCUCUGUUGCUGCUGCUCUUUCUUUUCAUUGUCAUCUUUGCCCUGCUGGGCAUGCAGCUCUUUGGAGGCAGAUAUGACUUUGAAGACACAGAAGUACGGCGUAGCAACUUUGACAACUUCCCCCAGGCCCUCAUCAGUGUCUUUCAGGUCCUGACAGGAGAAGACUGGAACUCUGUGAUGUACAACGGGAUCAUGGCCUACGGAGGCCCGUCCUACCCUGGAGUGCUUGUGUGCAUUUACUUCAUCAUCCUUUUUGUCUGUGGCAACUACAUCCUGCUCAAUGUCUUCCUGGCUAUCGCUGUGGACAACCUGGCAGAGGCAGAGAGUCUAACAUCCGCCCAGAAGGCCAAGGCUGAGGAGAGAAAGCGCAGGAAGAUGUCUAAAGGGCUCCCGGACAAGUCGGAAGAAGAGAAGUCCACCAUGACUAAGAAGCUGGAGCAGAAGUUCAAAGGUGAAGGCAUCCCCACCACUGCCAAGCUGAAAAUCGAUGAGUUCGAAUCUAACGUCAAUGAGGUGAAAGACCCCUACCCUUCUGCUGACUUCCCAGGGGACGAUGAGGAAGAUGAGCCCGAGAUCCCAAUAAGCCCCCGACCACGCCCUCUGGCCGAGCUGCAGCUGAAAGAGAAAGCAGUGCCCAUUCCAGAGGCCAGCUCCUUCUUCAUCUUCAGUCCCACCAAUAAGAUCCGUGUCCUUUGCCACCGCAUUGUCAAUGCCACCUGGUUCACCAACUUUAUCCUGCUCUUCAUCCUGCUCAGUAGUGCUGCACUGGCCGCUGAGGACCCCAUCCGGGCUGACUCCAUGAGGAACCAGAUCCUUGAGUAUUUUGAUUAUGUGUUCACUGCUGUUUUCACCGUGGAGAUUGUCCUUAAGAUGACCACCUAUGGAGCCUUCCUGCACAAAGGCUCCUUCUGCCGCAACUACUUCAACAUCCUGGACCUGCUGGUGGUAGCCGUGUCGCUCAUCUCCAUGGGGCUCGAGUCCAGCGCCAUCUCCGUGGUGAAGAUCCUGAGAGUUCUGAGGGUGCUGCGACCACUCCGAGCCAUCAACAGAGCCAAAGGCUUGAAGCACGUGGUACAGUGUGUGUUUGUUGCCAUCCGCACCAUCGGGAACAUUGUGCUGGUCACCACCCUCCUACAGUUCAUAUUUGCCUGCAUCGGAGUCCAGCUUUUCAAGGGAAAGUUCUAUAGCUGCAAUGACUUAUCCAAGAUGACUGAAGAGGAGUGCAGGGGCUAUUACUACAUAUACAAGGAUGGAGACCCCACACAGAUAGAGCUGCGUCCCCGCCAGUGGACACACAACGACUUCCACUUCGACAACGUACUCUCAGCUAUGAUGUCACUCUUCACGGUCUCCACCUUUGAGGGUUGGCCUCAGCUGCUGUACAAGGCCAUAGACUCCAAUGAGGAGGACACGGGCCCCAUCUACAACAACCGAGUGGAGAUGGCUAUCUUCUUCAUCAUUUACAUCAUCCUCAUUGCCUUCUUCAUGAUGAACAUCUUUGUGGGUUUUGUCAUCGUCACCUUUCAGGAACAGGGGGAGACUGAGUAUAAGAACUGUGAGCUGGACAAGAACCAGCGCCAAUGUGUACAGUAUGCCCUGAAGGCCCGCCCACUGAGGUGUUACAUCCCCAAAAACCCAUACCAGUAUCAGGUGUGGUACGUUGUGACUUCCUCCUACUUUGAAUACCUGAUGUUUGCCCUCAUCAUGCUCAACACUAUCUGCCUAGGCAUGCAGCAUUACAACCAGUCGGAUCAGAUGAAUCACAUCUCAGACAUUCUCAACGUGGCCUUCACCAUCAUCUUUACCCUGGAGAUGGUCCUCAAGCUCAUAGCAUUCAAGCCCAGGGGCUAUUUUGGAGAUCCAUGGAAUGUGUUUGACUUCCUGAUCGUCAUUGGCAGCAUCAUUGAUGUCAUCCUGAGUGAGAUCGAU